UUUGACUUCUGUCAUCCGAAUUCAAAUCCACAUCAUUACCAUCACUAUCUCUUCAUAAUCUCAACCUCAACCUUGCUCACGAGAACAAGAUGACCGUUCUUCUAUCUGGGAAAGACCUCAAGAAGGCGCCGAAAUGGCGCCCUACAAACGUGCCCUCUCUGUUACCACGGAAGCGUCCACGGGCGUUGACCUGUCCACUUCCUGCCAAGACUGACAAGUCAUGGAAUCCAUUCAAGAAAUCCGUCUUACAGCAGACGUGUGAUCAAUCCCAAUCUGGCCUUGCGCGUCUGCCAGGUGAAAUCCGCCAGCUUAUCUGGACCGAGGUUCUAGGCAGGCAUUUGCUACACAUCGUCUAUGCUCCUCAAAGGCUUCUCGCUAUUGACUGUGCUGAGGAAGUCGACGACGAGCUCGAAACACGCCAUCAUCUCUGCUGGGGGGUCACAACUGCGAAGGCUCCCAGCGGAUCUUACCUCUAUCCUCAUUCCGAUCACCCUGCCAAACCUGCAAACCUGCUUCCUCUACUGCAGACAUGUCGGAGGAUCUACACCGAGGUGAUUUCUAUACUCUACGAGGACAAUAUCUUUGAUAUCGGCAGCCUCCUUCCACUCCUGUACCUCCAGCGUUCUGUCCUGCCCCAGCGCCUAAACCAGAUUCGCGUCCUGAACUUGACCUACAGCUACGCGAUGGUCAUCUCUGCUAGCCCGCUUAUCUAUGAAAUCAACGAGUGGCGCGAGGCCUGCGAUGUGCUCAUGAGCUUCGCUGGGUUGCAGGAGCUCACGGUGCACUUCAAGAAGUCGCGCAAGGAUUCCUGGCCAGGCGCGGAUGGGAAGAGUCAGUGGGGGCCGCUGCUGGAGGCACUGACGCAGAUCAACACAGCGAAGAAGAAGUUUGAUGUCUUUCUGCCUUGGACCGAGGACGAGUGUGCUGAAGCGGCGAAAGAAGGCGGCUACCCGUUCCGGUUGAUGCCAAUGGCAGAUGUGGAAGUAUAGCAUGUCACUCUCCUAGGCCUUUACUUGAACAUACUUUAACUAAGCCCGCAAGUUUGUAAACUUCUGAUCCGUG
Molecule: messenger RNA, 1062 nt
Organism: Amorphotheca resinae ATCC 22711
Lineage: Eukaryota; Fungi; Ascomycota; Leotiomycetes; Helotiales; Amorphothecaceae
Exons: 1
Coding region: 90-989 (299 amino acids)
Source: RefSeq, a predicted model, not a curated record